AUGACAUCUAAAAGUUCCUCCAAACCGUCGCUGCUGAAUCGUCUUCGGUCAAAGACUUCAACACUGUCGCUGACUGGACUAAGACCGUCGCGCCGUACAUUGGGCGAUUUUCACAUCCGACUAAAUGACCCCCAUCGUGUAUACUCACCAACAGACACUGUCAAGGGAUCGGUAUGCCUCACCGUCGAAAAAGCACUAAACUUCACACACCUCGUCGUAAAUCUGGUUGGCCGCGUGGACCUGAACUUGCCGUCGACAAAGGAUUCGGGAAAGAAACGUAAGGAGUGGGAUGCAGAAUACGACGAUGGAUCCGGUGGCGGAAUUGUGCUGUGUAGGGACGAGAGCGUACUAUGUGGUGAGGGAAGACUAGAGCCGGGAAAGUACGAGUUCAAGUUCGAAUUGUUCUUCGUCCCGGUUGGGAAGAUGGUUGGAGGUCUGCCAAGUUCUUUGGAUUUUGAGAAGGGUUCAAUAUCGUACACGAUAUCGUCGACUCUAACGCGGCCUACAACGUUGUCGCCGACUACAACAUGUACAACAAAUAUCAAUCUUCUAGAGACUAUUGAUAUCGGCCGUCUACCAAAACCAAAGCCACACAUUAUCCAACUGGAGCCUAUUGUAUCUCGGCGGUCACGGAAACGACCUUCAUCACCGGCAACUACACCCUCGGUCGCCUCAUCACCAAACAGUUCCCUCGGAAAUUUACCACCUUCCUCGGACCCCGGCUAUCUAUCACCAACAUCCACUCCGGCAUAUAUAAAAUCAAAAACUAUCACUACAUCUAUCGAGAUGGCGAAUGGCGGUGCUCUUCGUGGUGACAAUAUCCCUAUAAAGAUAUCCGUCCGCCACACAAAAGCAAUCAAAUCCUUGAAUGGCAGUGGUACAUUUCGGAAGGACCUGUCACAGACUGUCAUGCCGCUGAUAAUCGACCCCAAAACCCUCACUGCUGUCGUGAGGGCCAAUCUGAGAGUCCCUGAAGAUGUAUUUCCUACAAUCAAUUCAGUUCCCGGAGGAGAGGUAUCAUUUAGAUAUUGGGUUGAGGUUGUAGUAGAUCUCGGUGGGAAGCUAAGCGGAAGGGACGAUAUAUUCAUUGGCGGCGGAACAACAAUACCUGGACUGUCUAGGCCAAAGAGUGCGGGAGAAGGGGGUGUGCGGAUAGCAAGCGAAGGGGGGGUUAUGAUUGAGACGGAAAGAAUAAGGAAACGGGAAAAAAGCGUUAUAUUUUGCAAAGUUCCGGUUGUGAUCGGCAGUGUGGAUUCAGUGACCGGAAGGGGAAGAAGGGCUGGAAUUCGGCAGAUAUCAAUACCGCAGGUACCUCAGGUAGCAGAGGAGAUGAAUAACGUGGUGGAGGUAGAAUUGGCACCACCAGCGUCUCCAACAAUACAAUUUCCUCAGGAAGAGUCAGAGGUACAUGGCGAAGGCCAGGGGAACUGGAAUGAGCAAGCACCGGACUACACGCGGCACCCAGAAGAAUCACAUUAUCAAGACAUGCCACUACCACCGCACGAACCUGAACGAGAAAACGCGGAACCACACGAAGAAAUGGACGAGAAAACACGAAUACGCUUUGCCGAACAAUCGCUCCUACCCAGUGCACCACCCGGGCUAGAAGCAGGUGAGAGCAGCGCUAGUGCUCCACCACUUACACCCGCGGAGAUGCCCGACUAUAUGUACUAUCCAUCGGCCCCGCCGAUGGAGCCUUCAGAUCAGCAUCACCAAGAUGUACAAGAAGGAGUGGACGACAAACAGGAGGCCGAAAGGCUGCGAUUGCUUGCAUCAGCGGGCAGCCCUGACGAUAAUGCAGGAGAGGGUAGCAGCAAUGCGCCAAGUGCUCCUGUAUUAGAUGAACAUGAUCUUGAGGGCGGACUGCCAAGAUACCAACGAUAA
Morchella sextelata is the source of this 1884-nucleotide messenger RNA. RefSeq lists its product as uncharacterized. The record is from RefSeq and is a predicted model, not a curated record. Gene Ontology annotation, molecular function: ubiquitin protein ligase binding; protein-macromolecule adaptor activity. Gene Ontology annotation, cellular component: cytosol; plasma membrane; cytoplasm. Bases 1 to 1884 code for a protein of 627 amino acids. Gene Ontology annotation, biological process: ubiquitin-dependent endocytosis. The transcript is spliced from 3 exons. NCBI's taxonomy places the organism in Eukaryota, Fungi, Ascomycota, Pezizomycetes, Pezizales, Morchellaceae.